AUGGCGGACGAGCGCCUGGAGCCGGUGCCAAGGCUCUUGGAAGGAGAUCAAGCGCUACCGAUCGCGGAUCCUCAGGAGCUCCCGCCGAAGCUGGAAUCUUUGGAGUCCGUGGAUUUGUCGGGGUCGCUUGGGAAAGAAUCUUUGCUAUCGGCUGGGGCGGCGGCUUCUUCCCCAAGAUUGAGCGCCAGCGCUGCGAGUCCUCGUCUUGAUCAGGUGAAGCCCUCGGUAGAAGUUGUAGGACUGUCGGAUGAUGCAGGGCAUGAUCUGCGGCUGGAUCAAGCCACAUUCUUUCGCUGCGUAGAGGAUGGGAAUGUCACGGCCUUGGAAGGGUUGCUUAAGAACAGGAAGCUGGAUGUCAAUGCCUACAAUGAUGAUGUGAGAUUUUCUUUCACUGUUUUUUUGUUUGUUCCUCCUGUUCAUCGCAACUUGGAUUGGAUUGUCCAGGGAAUGACUGCAUUGCAUCUAGCAGUGUACAAAUACGAGCAAUCUCGGAACUUGGAAAUGGUCGACCUUCUUAUCAAGCAUGGAGCGAGUGAAAGUAGAUUUUCAUCAAAAACCACCAUUGUUGGUCGCGUGGAGCUCAAGUCGUCGCUCUAUCUGAAAGGAUGGGAGUAUCGUCACUGGGACUCGAUGCUCAAGCUACUGGCGGAAGCAACCAUUAGACACUACGUUGCUAACAAUGUGAAAGAACCUACGGUUCAUGAGAACGCCAUUCCAGAAAUCAUACAAAAAAACUGGAAGAGCGUGUUUCAUAGCGGAAAACAUGAGACGAUCGAGCUUUGGGCAGAAGGGAGGCAUAUCGAAGCAUUAAAACUUCUUUUGUCUGGCGCAUCCAAGAUAUUGAAACUUAACAUCGAAAGCAACUCCUCCAGGAUCGACAUGAAAGAUGCAUCCUUCAACAUUGUGAAAGCGAUGGUCGAGUUCCUUUACACGGGUCAUUUGGAUGCAUCCUUGAUAGAGCAGCGAGGUAUUGAUCUGUUCGUGGCUGCUCACAAGUAUGGUGUCGAUGUACUUAAGUUGCGGUCUGAAGCUGCCAUAGUCGCCACUCCUGAUAACUGGAUUAAACUCUUGUCUGUAGCCACGGAGUGCAACUCCGAUGUUCUUGCCUGGAAGUGUGCUACUUCGAUCAAGAACCUCAUGGACACGAGACAGGACCGCGGACAUACGUUGAGGCACAGCUUCUCAGAAUCACACGAGGCACCGCAGCAGCUCUUUCAGCCAUCGGCUUGACAAAAUGCUAAACGCUAUAGCACUUCCUGUAAGUAGCUUCCUUAGUUCUUCUAAGUAACUCUUCUUGGAAGUCUUUGAGAACAGUGCCAGAAAUCUUUAAAGCUCGAGGAAAGUAUUGUCUAUGGUGGUGUUUCGACGCUUUCGUGGAGCGAUUUUUUCGACACAAAGAAGUAAUGUCACUGUAACGCUUUCGUGUGCAGCAUUGUCAAUGUAGUAGCGCUUCUUUCAACGCUUCGAUUGGAGCGAGUCU
This is a messenger RNA of Selaginella moellendorffii, 1480 nucleotides long. RefSeq lists its product as uncharacterized. The record is from RefSeq and is a predicted model, not a curated record. Bases 1 to 1230 code for a protein of 409 amino acids. The transcript is spliced from 6 exons. Gene Ontology annotation, biological process: proteasome-mediated ubiquitin-dependent protein catabolic process; regulation of proteolysis. Gene Ontology annotation, cellular component: cytoplasm. NCBI's taxonomy places the organism in Eukaryota, Viridiplantae, Streptophyta, Lycopodiopsida, Selaginellales, Selaginellaceae. Gene Ontology annotation, molecular function: ubiquitin protein ligase binding.